UUAGAUGCGUCAAAUAAAUCCCUCCUAACUUUCUCUUUCUCAUUCUCACGCCGGUCUUCCAUUCUUCUCCGUCUUCUCCUUCUCACCGUUUGACCCACCCUUCCACCCUUCUCCUCUUUCCAAGGCCCCAGAAACCCUUCAAAAACCCAGAAGAAGAGGGAUAGAGGGCGCUCUGCGCCGCUGGUUCGGUAGCCAUGUCGGAGAUCGUGUCGGACGCAUGGAAGCGCUACCUCGGGCAGCUUCAAGAACACCCUCUUAGAACGAAGGCAAUAACUUCUGGGGUUUUGGCGGGAUGCAGCGAUGCAAUUGCUCAAAAAAUCUCCGGGAUCAAGAAGCUCCAAUUGAGAAGGUUGCUUCUUGUCAUGCUCUAUGGGUUUGCCUAUGCAGGACCUUUUGGUCACUUUCUGCACAAGCUGAUGGAGAUUAUCUUCAAGGGAAAGAAAGGGAAAGAGACAGUUGCUAAGAAAGUAAUAUUGGAACAAGUGACUGCUUCACCAUGGAACAACAUGUUUUUUAUGAUGUAUUAUGGGCUGGUCAUUGAAGGAAGACCGUUUAGUUCAGUGAGGAGCAAGGUCAGGAAGGAUUAUCCAACAGUUCAGCUGACCGCAUGGAAGUUUUGGCCUAUAGUUGCUUGGGUGAACUACCAAUAUAUGCCUCUGCAGUUCCGUGUUCUUUUCCACAGCUUUGUUGCUUCAUGCUGGGGAGUGUUCCUGAAUCUAAAAGCACGCUCAGUUGCUGCUAAACAGGCAUAAUGUGCUGGUAAGAGAAUGUGAUCAGUUGGGUGCUUGCUAGCUGCUUCUCUUGCAUGCUUUGAGGGGUUCCUCAGCCUGCGUUAGCGAGAACCUUACCGUUCGCUGGUCAGAAAUGUAGGCUUGUGCUUUUUGCCAAAAAGGAACAUAAAACGCAAAAAAAAAAAGAAAAAGAAAAUCCAUGAUUGUUGCUGUGCUUUAUAAACAAUGGAAAUAAGUACAUGUUCUGUUACGACAUGAUCAUUGUGUAUUCAUCUCAGCUUAUAACAUGUGAGUUUUUAUAUUAUCUCUAUGUUGCUUUGUUCUGAAUUUAUACUCAAGUAAUCAUAAAAUGAUUGACGAGUUGCGUUUGUUUUGUUGAA
Messenger RNA from Elaeis guineensis (African oil palm), 1111 nucleotides. Its product is annotated as peroxisomal membrane protein PMP22. The record is from RefSeq and is a predicted model, not a curated record. Lineage: Eukaryota; Viridiplantae; Streptophyta; Magnoliopsida; Arecales; Arecaceae. Gene Ontology annotation, cellular component: membrane; cytoplasm.